This is a messenger RNA of Ostrinia furnacalis (Asian corn borer), 1530 nucleotides long. Its product is annotated as carboxypeptidase Q-like. Gene Ontology annotation, biological process: peptide catabolic process; proteolysis. Bases 93 to 1505 code for a protein of 470 amino acids. Gene Ontology annotation, molecular function: metallodipeptidase activity. The transcript has 3 exons. The record is from RefSeq and is a predicted model, not a curated record. Lineage: Eukaryota; Metazoa; Arthropoda; Insecta; Lepidoptera; Crambidae.
UGUAGCAGUGGGCUCUACUGUUUAAUUUUAGAUACGAGCGCGUAGCCGUCGAGAAUGGUCGCACUGUGCGUUGCUGAUAAGGAAUAAACAAAAUGUUUGUGUUAGUCACAUUCGUGUGUUUACUUGUUUCGUUGACAGUGGACAGUGCGUCGAAUUCCCGUUCGGGGCACAAUUCCUGUGACAUCGGAGGACUGGCCGCCGAAAUCGCCUCGUACGAACCCGUCGUCAAACGUAUAAUAGAGUAUGUAGUUUCUGGGCCAUACAAAGGGAAAACCUACCAAGAAUUAGCGAAGUUCGUCGAUAAAUUUGGAGCUCGACCAUCUGGCACGGAGGUAUUGGAGCAUGCAAUCGACUAUAUGAUUCAAUUGACCCGUGAUGAAAAUAUUGAUGAUAUUACAACAGAAGAAUUAACGGUUCCUCGUUGGGCUAGAGGCGAAGAAGAAUUGACUAUGCUCGAGCCGAGAGUCAAGAAUAUGGCCCUGUUGGGAUUAGGCCCGAGUGUUUCUACCCCCCCUGAAGGAAUCACCGCAGAAGUUGUCAUCGUCAAGAGUUUUGCUGACUUAGAUAAACAUCCUGACAGUGACAUAGAAGGCAAAAUAGUUCUAUAUGAUGCUCAUUAUACAAAUUACGGUGAGACUGUACAAUACCGAUCCCGAGGGGCAGUGAAAGCAGCGGCAAAAGGUGCCGUAGCAUCGUUACUGAGAUCGGUCACGCCAUUCUCAAUCAAUUCACCACAUGCCGGGAUGCAAGCUUAUGACGACAAUGUACCAAAGAUACCAGCAGCAGCUAUCACUUUAGAAGAUGCUGAUUUACUUAGGAGGAUAUAUUCACGCGGCGAGAAAAUUGUUUUGAAUCUCAAAAUGUUUUCAACAUCCGAAACCAAAAUUUCAAGAAACACCUUAGUUGAUUAUAAAGGCACUGAAAAACCAGAAAAACUUGUAAUAGUGUCGGGGCAUAUAGACAGCUGGGACGUCGGCCAGGGUGCUAUGGAUGAUGGAGGUGGCUUAUUUGUCAGUUGGGCGGUCCCUGUUAUCCUUAAUCGUUUGAAUCUAAAACCAAGGAGAACAAUCCGUUCAAUAUUUUGGACUGCAGAAGAAUUAGGCCUUAUAGGGGCUAAAGCUUACGAAGAAAAACAUAGGCAUGAAGCUGAUAAUAUAAACCUCAUAAUGGAAUCAGAUGAAGGCACAUUUGCUCCCCUUGGCUUAAGAGUCGCUGGCAACGCAGAGGCUCGUUGUAUCAUAAAAGAAGUCUUAAAAUUAUUUAAAUCCAUAAAUGCCACGACUUUGAUAGAAGAUGAUAGCCCUGGUUCUGAUAUUACUGUCAUCGUAGAAACUGGUGUACCUGGUGCCAGUCUUCAUAAUGAUAACAGCAUGUACUUUUGGUUCCAUCACACAGAGGGAGAUACAAUGAACGUAGAAGAUGAGCACGAACUCGAUCUAGGAGCAGCUUUUUGGACUGCUGCUGCUUACGUCAUCGCUGAUAUUUCCAAAGACAUUCCACGAUAAAGUUAUUCUAACACAUUACAGCGAU